Mytilus trossulus (common blue mussel) is the source of this 1663-nucleotide messenger RNA. RefSeq lists its product as uncharacterized. The coding region runs from base 39 to 1271 and encodes 410 amino acids. The record is from RefSeq and is a predicted model, not a curated record. The transcript is spliced from 6 exons. Lineage: Eukaryota; Metazoa; Mollusca; Bivalvia; Mytilida; Mytilidae.
AAGCAGACGACGCAGUCUUUAAAAACGUCCAGUUAAAAAUGAAAAAUUACCUGCCUGGAUAUUAUCUUCGUAGUUUGAGGAAUAGGCCUCUUGUUGAAAUUGACGCUGAAGAAAUCAGUUCCACUAUCCAGGUUCAUCAAUAUGAAGUUCUAAAGACAAGAAAGAGAAAAAAUCUUAAAGCCUUUGAAGAAAUGAGCAAGUCAAAUAGAAUGGUCAACUAUUUGGAAAACAAAAAAGUCAGACCAAUUGAAGUACCUCUAGUCCAAGAGUUCAUUAGAAAUGCAAUUGAUGAAGAACAAUGUGUUCCAGAAACAACAGAACAUGAAGAAUUCAGCUUGACACAGACAUUAAAUAGUAUUCCAGAAUUAAGCAGUUCACCAAAUUUUGGACAAGAACCCAGUUUUCAUGACAAAGAUUUCAAUUUUCAUGACAAAGAAUUCAGUUUUCAGGACAAAGAACCCAGUAUUCAUGACAAUGUGUCAAAAUCUGGAAUGUUUGAUCCUGCACAACGAAAUACUACCUCUUUUGAUUUGCCCUUAGAAUGUCCAAGAGUUCCGAAAAUACAAUCACCAUGUGCAUCAGUCAGUACACAAACUAUUAUUUACCAGGAACGUUAUCCUGCAAAUGAGUCACGUUUGCCAAAAGCUUUCAAAGCAAAACUGAAAAAGAACCUUAUGAACUCUCUUUUGAAAAGUCCAUGUUAUAAUUCUGCUAGACUUACAGGUUUAAGUUAUAGCCAACCAUCAACUCCAAAGACACCAAUGUUUAGAUCAGUUUUGUGUGCUACACCUAGAAUGCAGAAACGGAGAAACUUUGGUACUCCAUCAUUAAGCCAGUAUAUUCCCUUUACUCCUAUGUUACAUGAAGCUGUGAAGCUGCUAGACAGCAUUCCAGAAAGAUUUGAGGAGAAUGUUGACCUGUUGAAUAUCAUAGAUGAUGAUACUAAACCAGUUGAAAUGGUGGAUAAAGAAAUUGAUUCGUACAAUGAAGUCAAUGAUGCUAACGUAGCCGAUUAUGUACUUAAUAUUGUAAAUGACUACCCCAUCCAGGAAUAUAGAGAAAUGUUUCAAAAGGUACCCAAAGUAGAGUUCAAAAAAAGAAAAUGCCAGAGAGCAAAACCAAUCUUUUUCGAGGAAUCUGAGGCAUUCAAAGAAAAAAAACGUGAAAAAGAUCGGGAAAGAAGGAAGAAAAAGAAGCAGACGUUUGAAAGAAAGUCACCUCUUGGAACUCGACGGAGUAAUCGCAAGCUGAGACCUCCACCAAGGGUAUAGGUAGCUGCAAGAAGGAUACAUCAUUCUUUAUAAAAGGACUAAAGAUCAGAUCGGGAGAUGGUACUUGAAGAGGUGUUGUUGUUCCUAUAUUUUAAAGAACAGCAAUAUAGAUUUAUUUUGGUAUCAAAGAGUCUGAAAUCAAGUACACUUUCAACUAAAAGUGAUCCAAAUACUUAUAUUGUAUUUGUAGAGAAAGAUUUGUAAGAUCGAACUUGUGUAAUAUUUUUUUUCAGACCCCAAAUGAUUGCUUCAUUUCAAUUAAUAAACUUUUUUUUUUUUAUUAAUUACUUGUACAAGUUUAAGUUGUAAGGAGACUGAUAUUAUUUUUUUUAUAUAUUUUUGUAUUAUUUUGCAUCUCAGAAAUGUCUAUUAAAAAUAUUUCAAAUAUGUUA